This is a messenger RNA of Lagopus muta (rock ptarmigan), 13093 nucleotides long. RefSeq names its product centrosomal protein 128 (gene CEP128). The coding region runs from base 180 to 3497 and encodes 1105 amino acids. The record is from RefSeq and is a predicted model, not a curated record. The transcript has 24 exons. Lineage: Eukaryota; Metazoa; Chordata; Aves; Galliformes; Phasianidae.
GCAAGGCUUCUUGGGAGUUGAAGUUCUCCGUUCUUCCUUCCCAAGGCCGAACCGCAACUCGAGGACUACGUUUCCCAUAGUAGCCUCGCGGGCUGCUUGAGUUCCCGGAAGGCGGCUCUGCCCUCCGGUAUCAAGGCGGCUAGUUCAAGUUGCCAUAGCGGCGAGGUUUCAAGAUACUGAUGGCAGAUUCAUCCAGUGAUUCAGACAACUUUUUUAGGGCUCAAAUAGGAAGAUGGCCACCUUUGAGGAAAGCAUCUCACAACAGAGCUUGGAACUAUGGUGCUGAAGAAGUUACAGAGAAGAUUCAUACGUUAGCAAGCACUUUACAGGAUACCAACAGAAACCUGAGACAUGUUGACCAUUUGCUGGGGCAAUACAGAGAAUACAACAAGGAACAAACAGAAGCAAUAGCAACUUUAAAAGAAACAUUGGAACAGUCUAUAGGUCAGUUAAAGAGUCAACGACUAACCCGAAAUUCUGGAAUGAGAAGUGCUUCUCUCUCAAGUUUAUACCCUAGUGAUUUGGAUGGGGAAACUGUGUCAGGGAUCCACCACUUCGUGCCUACUUCUCCUCUCAGGGACUAUGGAGACUCACAGGGCAAUAGACAUCGAAGGUCUAGAUCUGCAAGUGUUCGAUUUGUCAACGAGACUGAUAAUUUGAAUCAGCUGCAUUCUUUCCACCAGUCUCUUCGCGAUAUUAGUAGUGAACAAGUUCGUCUUGGAGAUGACAUCAGUCGGGAGCUUUCAAGAAGAGAUAGGGCUGAUGCAGAAAUGAGAGAGGCUCUAGCGGCAUUGUCUGAAAAGCUCUCGGAGUCCCAAAAACAAGAAACGGUAUCAACACGUGUAGAGAGAAGACUUCAGGAGAUAGAACAAGAAAUGCGUGCUGAAAGACAGCUUAUAGAAAGGCGCCAGGACCAACUGGGACAGAUGUCUGUUCAAUUACAAGAGGCUUUAAAGAAGCAGGAUGCUAAAGCAAUAGAAACAGAAGAACUUGUGAAAAAUAAAGUUGUGAAAUAUGAAAGUGAAAAGAAACAACUUGAGCAAGAAUUGGAGCAGUCCCAGAAAAAGCUGAAUCAAUCAGAAAGCAAUAGAGAAGCUCUUUUGCAUCAGAUUGAAGAUCUUCGUUCCCAACUUUUGAGAGCAGAGGAAGAUCGUGCGGACUUGCAGCGUCAAAUUUCAAGUGUGGUUAUGCACCAUCAGAGCUCCCAGGAUGUGCGAGAAGAUGAAAGGAGAAUUAGAACAGUAGCUGAAAGAUAUGAGAGAGAAAAGCAAGAACUGGAGAAACAUAUUUUGGAGCUUAAAGCAAAACUGACUCAUAACACAGCAAUGUCAGAGAUAGAAGAGCUAAAGAGACACAUGGAGCAUAAGGACAAGGAGAAAGCACAGCUUGUAUUGCACAUAGAGGCGUUAACAUCUGACCUGGAAAACAGGAAGAAGCAGCAGCAAAAAAUGCUAGACCAGCUAAAAGAGAUGCAGAGUUGCUACAGGGCUAGUGAGAAUGGACGUAGGCAAACAGAACUCCAGACUGCUGAGUUAGCUCAUCAAGUUCAAGAGAGUACCAAGGAAGCAGAACGGUACCUUACUGAAUUCAAGCAUUCAGAGACACUCAGGCUGGAAACUGAGAAAAGAAGAGAAGAUUUGAAGGUGAGAGCACAGGAAGCCAUCCGACAAUGGAAACUGAAGUGUAAGAAACUGGAUCGUGAGGUGGAAAAACAAAAUGAAGCUAUAAGUGAACUGAUGGAUAAAAAUAAUCAGGUCCUCAAGGAGAAAGAUGACCUCAGAAAUCAACUUCUCUCUGCUAUACACCAAGUAGAAAACCUUCAGAAAGAAUUGGAUGAUGUGCUUACAAAAAGAGCCCAGCAGGAAGAACAUCUUCACUGCAAAGAGGUAAAACUAAAUGAAAUGAAAUCUCAACAGCUAUCUCUGGAAGAAGAGAUAAAGGAAGUUCGAGGUACUGUAAAUAAAUUAGAGAAUGAGUUGAAAAAGCAAAUCUUCCUACAAAAUCAGAUGCAAGCUGAAAAGGAACGUUUGGAGCAAGAGCUUGCAAGUAGUAACUCAAUUCAUGAAAAAGACCUGGAAAGACUCUUAGAAAUGCAAGCAGAUGUAAAAAAUUUGAGUGCUGUGCGUGUGGAGCUUACAAACAGAAUAGCAGAAGAAGAAAAAAUCAAAAAGGAAUUACAUAGGAGCCUCUCAGAACUCCAGAAACAUCAGGAAUCUAAGCAUGAAGAGAUGACUUCAGCUAAUAAACAGCUGAAGAUGGAAAGAGAAGUUCAUCAACAGGAGUCAGCAGAACUUCGAUUAGAGUUACAUAAUGCUAAAAUCAAACAUGAACGAAACAUUCAAGAGCUUACAAAACUCCUUAAACAAGAAAAGGAUGAUGCAGACUCUCAGAUCAGAAUGCUAAAGAUGGAACUUGUAGAACAGAAGAGCAUAGUCAAGACUCAGAGUCAACAACUGGAGAAGAUAAAAAUAGAAUGUGAUAAAUUGACAAAAGAAUUAACCCAGUGUGAAGAAGAAAAUACAGAACUCAGGCGAAAAUUUGAGUUUGUAAAACAUGAACUAGAGAAAAAGGAUAAACAGAUCAGCGAUGAAGAAGAUCAUUUGAGAAGGAUGGACAAGGCAAGACUGCAAUUUAAGGUUCAGCUGCAUCAUUUAGAAAUGGAAAAGGAAUCUAUUCUCACCACGAUCGGGACUGAAAUUGAUACUGCUUGUGAGAUUUUUUCUCGGGAUUGCAUGGAGAAAUUCAAAGCAAUAUCACUUACACCGACAGUGCUGAAUGAUCCUCAUCGUUGGUUAGCAGAGACAAAGACUAAGCUGCAGUGGCUGUGCGAAGAGGUGAAGGAGAGAGAAAGUAAAGAAAAAAAGCUGCGACGCUACUUGCUGCAGAGCCAACAACAUCUCAAGCACUUUACACAGCUGAAGGAGUCUGAACAUCAGUCUCUCUUCAAAAAGAUAAAAAAGCAAGAACAACUUUUGGAAGAAGUUUACAGAGAGAGGAGAGAGCUACGAGAGAAGUUGCUCAGAAGAGAGGAAGAAAUGGGAGCUCUCCAGGAACGAAUUAUGUCCUUAGAAAAGAGUACUCGAGUAGCUUUAGACCAUCUGGAGUCUGUUCCUGAGAAACUGAGCCUCUUAGAAGAUUUCAAAGAUAUUGGAGAGUCCCAUUGCAGGAGGGAGAUGAUUGAGGAGAGGUAUACAAAGUAUAAAGAAAUAGUGACUUCUCUGCAGCAGCAGCUGGAAGGCUCAAAACAAAGAGCCCAACAAUUCAAGGUUGGAUGCAGCAGCCAUGUGGAAAUGGAUGCCGAAAUUUCUGGUAUACAAGUGGCUGCUUCUUCUUCUAGUUGGCAAACUCAAAACAACUUUUUGUCCAGCUCACUGCUCUCAGAUUCUAGUUCACAUAUGCAGAGAAUAAUCCCUUUUGAUACAAAUGCUACCAAGGAAGAUUCUGUUAAUGCUGCCAUCAGUGAAAUGAAGCUGCAAGCAGGAAGAGGGAAGCAGUAGGACAUUUUACAAAAACUCAGAAGACUUUCUUUGAACUGGUAAUUCCAUCCACUGUAGGAGGAAACAUCCGUAAUGAUUCAAUGAUUGCCAAACACUUCAAUGAAGAGUCCCAAAAGAGACUCUGAUCAGCUCCUGUAACCUGUACACCAAAGGUUUUCUGAGACUGUGAUAUUCUUUUGCAUUUUGCUCUGCAGUUCUAAACUAAAUUUAUUGUAUCCCUGAAAUAUUAUGAAUUUAAAGAACUGUGACAUUAAUCUUUGAUAUGAGCUUAUUUACCCAUGUACAGGACUUGUGCUGACGUGUUAUUUAAAAAGAUUUAAUAAUAUUAUUAACAAUCAGAACUAUUCAUAAAAAAUGUUUGUCCUAGUAUUUAUUGAGUUAUUAUAGUGUUAUACAAGUACAUUUAUGAAUCUAGUCCUUCACUUUGCAACAAUUAUUUAUGAAAGAAGCAAUAAAUAUUAAUGCCUAAUUUCCUCUAAAUCAUAUCAUGUUUUCAAGCUCAUCAUGUGUCACUUGUAAGCUGUUUAGAAUUAUUCUUCUGAAUAGUUUUAUCAGAUGCUGUGGCGAAUUUGUUAUUGUGGGACCUCUAGUAAAGCACUCAAUAGCACCUGAAUCUCGAUUCAUCUGUAUUAAGUGUACAGAAGGGCAUUGCUAAGUGGCUGUGAAAGUUUUACUAGCAGGGCUUAAUGAUCACUUAUUUAUUCUAUUUUCUUCUCAGUUAGAAAAGACAUGUCAUGUUGGCAGUAUUGCAUGAUUGUAUUUGUUUGGAUGAUUCCAUUUUAAACAGUAAUGGUACAAUACUGCAUUACUGUGAUCUCAAGCAGCACAUCACAGAAGAAUUUGCUGUCAAAAGAAAUAACAGUUCUUCUGAUGGUCCUGAUUUUAUUUUCCAUUUUUUUUAGUGCUUCUGAUUGAAUCACUACUGCUGUGCCUUAAAAAUUUACCAAAUCUAUUAGAGUACUGUGUAACAUGAAUAUUUAUUUUGCAAUAAUUAUUUUGUACACUUCUUUCAUGCUUAGGAAGUGUUUCUCUAGAACACUGUUUUUUAGCGCCAUAGGCAUCUCAGGUCAUUAUGUGCCACCUUAAAACAGGAAUUUUUUUUUUUCUUUUUAAGUUUCUGAAGUUUUCUGACAUCCCAGUGGACUCUAUAGCCUUUACAGAGUCCAUAUGGAUUCUGUCUGUUUCAAACAGAACUUCUUGCUGAGAAUAUCAAAAUGGUAGAGAAAAAAAAAAAUUGUUUUCAUUUUCUAUGGACUUGAUUUUUUUCUCAUUUAUUUUGUAAAGUUUUCUUUACCUUCCACAUGUAUAUAAUGCUAUGCAUUGUUGUGUUGCCAUUGGCUUUUUAUACGUCUGUUAAUUCAAAAGGUUUGGAAAGCAAUGCAGUUAUGUCCAUCUCUUCUAAUCUCAACAGUGAUGGAAGGGCAGGACAAACGUAUAGCCAAAUAAGCCCUUCUGGAGAAGACAGGACAAAUGGAAUCCAAUUUCUGUCAUUGUCUACAAAGACUAUGGAUGUAAUGAAGUUGUGCUUAACUCAGGCCACAGGAACCAUAAACUAAACCAAGUGUAUGGUAUAUCCAAAAUUUGUGAUUUAUUUUUUUAAUUAGAUCAGAGCACAGCUAGAAAUGUUUAAAGUGUUUUUUUUUCUUCUGUUUAAACAUUAGAAAACUGCAAGAAAGUCUCCAGCCUGCAGAUUUUAUAAUACUUAAAAAUUGUGACAAAAAUAUUUUAAAAAGUCAUUUUAAAAUAUAUUAUAAAACAGCAAAUCAUGCUCUCUUAAGUCCGAGGGAUGGUUUGAAAGUAAUGCCUCCUAUUUUAUUAUGUUGUCCCAUAAUGUCAGAAGUGGAUAUUGGUGGUAUGGCAGUAGAUGUUGAACUUUUUCACCAAUAUUCCAUUCCAUGUUGUUGCUGAGGGACAGUCUGACAGGAUGGUGUCUGACAUGGAAAUGAUGAAGUGUGACAUGACAUGGAUAAAGUAAAGGGGUGUCACGGAAUUCCUCCAUGGAGAAAAAACUGCAUCCAUUCAUAUUCAUGGAUACUUCCUGAAAGUUCAGAGAGACCAAACUGGGUGCGAGCACAGGGAGGCAGUGGGUGUUGUGUUUCAGCAGUAGUGACAGUGACUGUAGUUCACCUUACACUGGUGCAGGUUUUUAUGAGUGUGACAUGCAGGCUCGUGUUCAUUGCUGAUGAAAAUGCAUGACUGAUGGUGGUGACCAUGUUGAAGAAUAGUGUUUUAUAGCCAAGAAUUUGCUCUAUGAAGUAGUGUCAUUGUGAUCUUUGUUGUAGUUUCCAUGAAAAUAAACAGGAGGCAUUGCUUUUGGAGCAAGCUAUGUAUAUCAUUUUGGAAAGAGUCUGCUGCUGAUGGAUAAAAAUAUGUGCUCUACUAACUUUACUGAAGCUGGAAUGUUUUUUGAAGUAAAUCACUUGCUGGAAAAUCAACGGAACUUAAAUGUCUCAGCUGAGAAGCAAUAUGUUGAGAAAUAACAUCCUCUCUAUUUCCUAAGGUAUUUGUAAAAAUCUGGAUGUUCAUUGUUUUUACCAUUUUAUGUAUCUGUACAUUGUUCAUCACUUGUAACUCAGAAAUCUGGUGUCUUUCCUUAAAGCAGCGUCACUUCUGCUUUACAGUAUUUAACAAUGAUGGAUAAGCAGUCUAAUCUCCCUUGCUAUUACGUAAAAUUCUGGAUUAUUUUUUAAAAGUGCAGGUGAAUAAAUUUAGUAAGUUUAGUGCUCAGUAUAUUUGCCUUUGACUGUGUGAUUGGGUUUACAGUAGAAUUCUUUUUCCUUCUUUAACAUUUUCUAAAAGGGUUGAGGGAACAGAAGAAAAGAAAUAAAACCACACACACACACACACACAGACACACACAUUAAUGAGAGGGGUUAUGGUUUCCAAAGCCAGGAAAUUGUUUCUUAAAUUUACCCUCUUGGCAUGGCAGUUCAGAUAGCAUGUAAUAUUUGUCUCUCUUCCACCUUUGAUAGAGGUUCAUAUUACAAAGUGAAUUUUGUUUCCUUUCUACUGAAGGCUAAAGUUCCUUUAAUGACAUUAUGUGAAACUGUCCCUUUGUGGUUUAAGCAACAAUAUUUUUUCCAUAUUGGCCUGAAAUAAUAUUCCUUUGACCAGUUUUAUUUUUUAAAGUAGAAAACCAGAUUAUUUUUGUAUAAAGCAUACUGUAUAUGUCAUAUCUUAAAAAUUACUGUCCUUUCUGGUUAUCAGGAUGGAUUUUAACCCUUCAGUGACUCAUUCCUACAUUCUUUCCUAUAACAGAAGUUUUCAAUAAUGAAAAAAAUGUCCUACCCCACCUAAAUUUGUUUUAUUUCUUUGUUCUGUUUAGUAUUUGGUAAAUCAGGCUACUUUAUUUGUAUAUAUUAAAUAAUGGCUAUAAUCAGCUAAGACCAGGUAUCUGUGCUUAUAAAGCUGUUCUGGAAUACAGGGUUUAAAUAUAGGGCUUUCAGAAAUGCACUGGGCCUUUAUUUUGGCAUCAAAUAAUUUUCACUUAACCUUCACAUUUUGUAAUAUCCUUCAGUUUUUUAAUAAUUUACAGGAAACAGAAGAGUAUUUAUCUGAAUUACUUUGGAGAAGGUAAUUACUAAAUAUUCAAGAGAGUAGAUUUGUAUUAUAUACACUUCAAAUUAAAAAUAGAUCUCAGUGUAUCAAGGAGUUUCCAUCCCUUUGUGGAGUGGAAUAGAGCAGAACUGAAUCACAAAGCAAAACAAAGCAAUUUUCUUAUUUUUCUCAAAAUUUUCAUGAAAGCCAUGUUUUGGUGAUGGUGAAAGUAUUCCUUGAAUAUUCAGAGCUCAGUCACAUUAUUGGUCUUUCUUUUCAGCUGUCUCAUUGACAGCUGAAGAUGAAAUUCCAUAGAACAAUGAAAAUACUCUUCUUAUAUUCUUCGAAAUCCAUUUGUGAGGUAAAAAGUCUACUUAUCAGUUCAUCUUUGGCUUAGAGGCAUAGUGGCUGCACCAAGGAGCACUGAAUAUAUUUUUCAUGAAUGAAAAUGCCAAUACUACCAUUACAGUAAAGAACUAGCUAUUAUUGUAAAACUGAUACCAUUUAUUUGUUACAGUCAAAUGUUAAAUGUUUUGCAUUUGGGCCGGAAGAACCCCAGGCACCCGUACAGGCUGGGAGGAGCGGUCCUUGAGAGCAGCUCGGCAGAGAAGGACCUGGGGGUCCUGAUGGACGAGAGACUGAAUAUGAGCCAGCAGUGCGCUCUGGCAGCUCGAAAGGCAAAUGGGAUCCUGGGCUCCAUCAGGAGAGGGGUGGCCAGCAGGGACAGGGAGGUGAUUGUCCCUCUCUACUCGGCUCUUGUGAGGCCCCAUCUGGAGUACUGUGUCCAGGUGUGGAGCCCUCAGUACAAGAAAGACAUUGAGAUUUUGGAAAGGGUCCAGAGGAGGGCGACUAAGAUGAUCAGGGGACUGGAGCACCUCCCCUAUGAGGACAGGCUGAGGGAGUUGGGCUUGUUCAGCCUGGAGAAGAGAAGGCUGCGGGGUGACCUCAUUGCAGCCUAUCAAUACCUGAAGGGAACCUACACCCAGGAGGGGAGUAAACUCUUCAAAAGGGCUGACAACAGCAGGACUAGGGGAAAUGGAUCCAAGUUGAAGGAGGGAAGAUUUAGGUUGGAUGUUAGGGGGAAGUUCUUUACUAGGAGAGUGGUUAGGCCCUGGAACGGGCUGCCCAGGGAGGUUGUGGAUGCCCCGUCCUUGGACGUGUUUAAGGCCAGGUUGGACGGGGUCCUGGGCAACCUGAUCUGAAUGUGUAUGUUUGGUGGCCCUGCUAGGCAGGGGGGUUGGAACUACAUGAUCCUUGGGGUCCCUUCCAACCCGGGUGAUUCUGUGAUUCUGUGAUUCUGUGAUUCUGUUAACCAUGGUUCUCUAAAUCUCCUCACAUUCAAACUGCAUACCUAGUAUAUCUGUGCCUCUUUAAGGCCUAUAUUCCCAGUACUGAAGUCAGUUGCAGACCAGUUAUCUGGAAAUGGAGGAGAAUGCAACACAGAUUCCUGAGGUGUUUGUUUUUUAUAUUUAUUUUUAUCUAACUGUAAAAUUUAGAAAUAGAUGUAGAAAAAAUCUGGUAGGUUUUUCCUAGGAGGAAUAGGAGGAACAGCUAUUUUUGCUGUUUUUCAGAACAGCUUAUUUUUGGUGUUUUAAUUUCAAAACGUUGGUAUUUCCAUCUAAAUCAAAGCAAUCCCUAAAUAAAAGUCCAUCUUGGGCUUUAUUUAUUUAUUUGUUUAUUACAUACAAAAAUAUUUUUCACUCUAGCAGAAGUCACUGCAGCCCUUUAGUUGGAAGCAUAACUGGGCUGUUAGGAGUACGUUGCUUUUCUGUGUAAAGAACUAAAUGAGAUUUUAAAUCUGAAAUGCAUAUUAGCGCUGUAUGCAGAGGUACAGCAGAACAGAAUGUGAUAACCUCAGUCUUUCAAAAAUCUGUAAUCUAAUGUCUCUGGGAAUGCUGACAACAUUGGAAGAGGUUACUGUGGUUGAACUAAAGCAACAUUCAGCAUUUAUCAUUUGUACUAACAACAAUAGCGACCAUGUUUCCAUAGCUAAAGUUGCAAAUCUGCCCUUACUCAGCCUGUAAGAAGGAGAUACCUGUUUUCUUGCCUUAAUACCAUAGGAAUUUUUGGUAUCGUGUAUGUGAGAAAAUAUGUGAUGAUUUUUUUUAGUAACAAGGAGGCACCUUCUUUUUGCUAUUUAGAGCUAAAUAUUCUUGGAAAUCAAUUAUUAGUGUAUUUUCAUUAAGGUACUAUAUUUAAAUACAAGAGCUGCAUAAGUAAGCCUGUUUUAGGUUUAGUUCUGCUAUCUUUAUUUAGGCAAGUGGCUGUUCAGUAUGUGUUUUUCUUCGUAGGCACAGUGAUUCUUUUGCCGUCUGUUAUUUCAUCUGUCUUCAGAUCAGAAUCAUUUUUAUCUUAGACUGCUUUUCUCAUCUGUCAUCUAUAUUGCACUAGGGUGUCAAAAAGCAUUUCUACACUUAACUCCACAUUAAUAAUUUUAGUAGUUGAUAUGCCCAGUGAAUGACAGUAAUUAUGAAGGCAGUUGUUGCCACUAACAUAAUCUCUUUUAAUGUGAAUUCUGCCACUCUUAAUUUGUUUAUUAAAAUAAAGCCUACUUGCUAAGCUACCCUCAGAUCACAUGUGCCUAAUUGUAACGAUUAUUGCUCCUGCAAAGGCAAAUUUAUCUAAGUUUGUUCGGAUGUUUUAAUUGCUUUUACUCAAUCUACUAUGAGUCCGUAGUGAAAAUAAUAAAGGAUAAGUACUGUUGCAGUAAUGCUGAAAUAUUAUAAACUUCAGGCAGAGGAAAAGGCUACAAACUGAUUUAGGAGAUCUGCUGAAAUAUGCAGUGGAACAAAAAAAUCAAGUAUUACGAAGUGUAUUUCUUCAAAUUACCCUCAGUUGAAACAGUUGCUGAUAUCUAAAAUACUUCUGAGAAGUAAUACUGAAAUUUGCUAAAGAUGGUCACAUGGUAUCAUUCUGAUAACCUGGAUUUCUGUGUCACUCACCUUGUUAAAUAAGCACUGAACUGGGAUGUCAGCCCAAAUUACGUCCUGGCAAUAGGCUUUUCACAGAAACCACCAGUAACCCACUUUUGGACUUACUGUGGAAAAAGAUCAGCAUCAGCUGUGCUUUACUGCUGGCCAAGAGAACAGUUUGCAUCUUUCGCAUAAGCUAUUUCAUCUAUGCAGCUCAAUAUGUGCACCAUUUUAAAAGAAGCCUUCAGUGCUAUUUCCAGCACAGACAACACAAUCUCAUCCAAACAUCUGUAACUAUGGAGUUUGCAGAUUUUUGUCAUGUAUUUUGACUCUCAGAGUAUCCGUAAAUCCAUCAGAAACCAUGGAGUUGUUUGUUUUGUCUUCACCAGAGAGAUAGGUAAAAAAAAUCUCUGUGAAAACAGAACAAUCAAGUAUCCAAGUCAAGAAACUCUUCAUUUUUCCAGGAUGAGAGUCAUUACUGAAACUUCACGAGAGCCUUAUACAAACUGUCUUUGAAGCCCCUGAAAAAAUCUACCUAUCUCAUUUCAAGUCAUCUCUUAUUGUGAGAGAUUUGCUUAGUUUUCUCCUGUACUUUGGAAAUUCUCUUAUUUGCAAUAUAGACUGAAUAUCAGACUUGAAAAAAUUUCAUACAUACUGCUGGCUGGCUUGAUGCGUUUUAAUAAAUGCAUCAGAUGUUCAAAAUUCAACCUUGCUAUGGCCUUAGUGGAAGAAAGUAACAAAUAGGCAUUUAGCCUAUACGUGAUAGAAGGGCAUCUAUUCUGUGUAAUGCUGUUUUUGAAGGUGGAUCUCUUCUGAAGCUGAAAUUUCUGUAUGUGCUUACUAGUAAAUGCUGGGUGGUUUUUGUUUUUGUUUUGUUUUCCCCUGGGAAUGUGAGAAAAAAUCAGUCACUGGAGUUCUGUUUUAUCAUUUCAUGCCGCUGGUUCCUGCUUAAUUUAGGGAUAACUAAAAGACCAGCUAAUCCCAAUACCUCAUUAAAAGCAUUUCUAAGUUAAUUACUGCAUGAGUAAUUUUCACCCAGAUAUUUUAUUUUUAUUUAAUUCAAAUAAAAUACAGUGCCUUUCCCAUUUAGCAUUCUAAAACUGAAACAAAGUGGAUCUUGUGAUGUAACAUUUUGAUUGGGAAAUUCUCAAACUCAGGUUGCCUUGGCAUCUAAUACACGUGUCAGUGGACAUAUUGCAUCAUAUUUCCCAGUCCACAGUUGCUGCUGCAGUUCACUGUAAAAUGACUUUACAAAACUCUCAGGCUUCCAAUGAAUUGAAUGUGUGCAAGAUGCUCCGUACUGGUUUAAAGUCAGAAAGGUCAGUUUGAUACCUCUAAACUGCCUACCUGCAAAUGAAAUGGAGACUGGUAUACAGGAAUGAAAUUCCUCAGCAUGUGAUUAUUUCCAGACAUUAAAUCUUGAAAGACCUUUUCCAGCAGUUCAGCAAGGAGUCCAUCCCCUGAUUUAAUGUAAAAGGCUCACUGACUACGUUCCCAUAUAAAUUCAACUUUCAGCAGAGAAAAGGAAUAUCUAUGCAAAGAAACUGUAUAUCUGUCUUUUCUUAAUUUUCCUGCCUCAUAGGUUUUAUUUUGUGUGUCUGUAUAAACAUAUUGCUAUUUUUCAUUCCUCUAAAAUGUGCCAGAGAGGCAGCUUGCUGAAUGUGAUAUUGCUGAACUAGCAGAGAUAUUGCGGGUUCCUCUGAAUUUGAUUACCAAAUGGUGAAGGUGCGUUCAGACUUUUAAUGGCUGUACAGACAUUAUGUGAAUCGUCCCAUUCACAUAAAUACGUACAUAUCUUACAGUCAUAGACAUGCAUAAACAUGUAUGAUCAUACACUGUAAAACUUUACUGAUCUAACAGAAAAUUAACCCUUUGUGCUUUGAAAUACAUAUGACUGAAGCUAGAUGUGUGCUUUGAAAUCUAGAUGACAGAGGCAUCUCCAAUAUCAAUGAAGUCAGCAUUUAAUGAUGAGUUUGAGGAAAGGAUGAAGGAAUAUUUUCUCAAGGUAUAUUUUCACUGCAUUUUGUAGAUCUCCAAGUCUACUAUAUGUGUUCAUCUAGUGAGCAGACAAAUACAUACUAACAAAUACAUAUUUUAUUGUAGUAUUUCCUUAGCAAACUAAAUGCUAAUGUUUGCAGUACUUCAGCUCUGAUUAUUUUUCAAAACUAGACUUUUCCUCAAAAAUUCUCAGAAUUAGGAUUUGAGGUUUAUUUGGCCUCAUGUAUAUAUAUACUAUAAUCUUCAGGCUUGUACUGGUUCAAUAGGUCCUGACAAACUUACACAUGCUGUUCUUUCUGUUCCUAUGUGAGCAUUUGUCACACCUGGAACAAAUUUUUGCAUUAUUCGAAUGUUGCCACCAUCGUUUCCAACACACUGAAGAUGAUAUUCACCUCCACACACUGUUCUCUGGUUGUAAUUCAACAUUAAUGUUGUAAUUCUCACAGAAUGAACUGAUUGAGACAUUCUUCAUUCCAUGGUGUUACAGCUAUGCGUGGCUGUCCAGAAUGUGUUUUAUCUUCCAUAUCGCUGUGUCCACAGCUGAAACACAACACCCAUCACCUCACUGUACUCACAUCCACUGUUUGGCUACCAUAAAUACUCAGCAAGCAAUGUGACACAGCUUUUCUUCAUAUGUACUUCCAUGUCAGACGCUGUUUUUGGCAGACUGUCCUUAUAGGAGUUGUUACUUUUGGAGUAGCUUGCAUAUAAUGAAAAGUUUUGAACUUAAAAUAACUUUUCUAGAAAAUUAUGAAAUUUGUGAUAUUCAGAGUUAUUGCACCUCUUUGGCCCUCUCUAAUGUUGGCCACUAUGGUGUUUUCAAAUAGUGGUUCACCCGUUAAGAUGUAUCAGCUGUAUUUCACACUCACUGCUAAAUGUUUUGUUUCAGAUUAGUUUUGCCACAAAAUCAUGUACUUAAUAAAGUACUAGAAGAGAGAAUUUUCAUACAUGUAGGCAGAAGUUCAUUGUAUCUUUCAUUUCAAUAAUGUGAUUUAUUUUAUUCUUAAAAAAAAUAUAUCGAGGCGUACCGCUUUGACUACUUGUCAUAUAUUCUCUAACUUCUGCAGCAAGUCCUUCAGCUUUUUUAUCAUAUGGCAGUUUCAUUCCAAGAUAACUUACCAAGAUGUUUUUAUUCCUUUUUUUUUUUUU